UGCGAACAAAGCGCGGGGAUUCUGUCUGCUGUCGGCUUUGCGUAUAGCACAUGUAUAAUCGUCUACAUUUGGGGUGUGAGGGAGGGGGGAGGGGGAGGGGAAUAAGAGGGGGAGGGGGCUCACUGGAAAACAAGGAUGUGAAUUCAUAACGGCGGGGAGGGGGAGAGAAACCAGGAAGAUGAACAAUAUACAGAAUUUACGAACAUGAAAACAACAUCCAGUGACUCCAGUUGACACGUGAGCGCGGUUCAGACGCGUCCAGGCUGACUGUCCUUAACAACAAGCUACCGGUUUUCUCUAAAUCUAUAAAAUAAAGCCACCCCCUCCCUCCAAAACAAAGGUCAAAGUUCACAGGAAGCUGGGGGGCUGCCAUUUUUCCCCCUGCUAACAUGUUAGAUGCUAAAACGAAGAGGGGUGGUCGUUGUUGAAAGCGUUUUGUUUAUUUUUUUUUUUAAACCGCAGGGAUUGUUUUUUUUUUCUUUUUCGUUCUGUUUAUGUUCGUUUAGCCUCUCCGGCACAUGCGCUAGUCGUUGUGGUUAAUGGAAGGCGGCAUGGAGAGAACCGAACAGCCGUGGAAUUCUUCCUACACGUACCAGGUGAGCAAGCACAGCGCUGAGAUGCUACACAACCUGAACAGCCAGAGAAAAGAUGGAGGCAGAUUCUGCGAUGUGAUCCUGCGCGUCGGAGAGGAGAGCUUCCCGGCGCACAAGGCGGUGCUGGCGGCGUGCAGCGAGUACUUCGAGUCGGUGUUCAGCUGUCAGGGCGAGGGCGACAGCGAGGGCAAAGAGCUCGAGAUGCACACUAUCAGCCCGAAAGUUUUCCGAGACAUCCUGGACUUUGCGUACACGUCGAAGAUCGUGGUGCGCCUGGAGUGCUUCCCGGAGCUCAUGACGGCCGCCAAGUUCCUGCUGAUGCGCUCGGUUAUCGAAAUCUGCCAGGAGGUGAUCAAACAGUCCAACGUGCAGAUCCUGGUGCCGCCGUCCCGCGGUGGAGAGCUCAGCUUCCUGUCAAACGCCAUGCACGCUGACGUGCCGAACGGCGCCGUGUUUACUAACAGACUCAGCUUGGACGGUGACAGUGCGAGCGCUCUGAACAGCAGCUCCCACCCGAUUGGCCUCCACGUCUCCCCGUCAGCCUUCACGACAAACCCGGUAAACGGCGAGGCCUCUCCUAACUCCAAGCGAGCCAGAGGACGGCCCAAGAAAGAAGAUCCUCCAGCCCCGGGCGUGUACAAUAACGGUACGACUGACGACGGUGAAGCUCAUGAAAGUCCUUUUCCUGGUGGCAUUUGUGGUAAAAUGCUGAGCGACGCGGUGCAGCUGAGAAACCACGAGGCCCAGCAUGGCUCUGCAGCAGGAGAGCUCGUGUCCGUGGAUAUAACGGCCGUAACGGUUCCGCCUCAACCCCAGAACUGCGUGCAGACGGACGGGCCCCGCAAACGGGAGAGGACGAGACGGCACGUGGGCUGCGAUCUGUGCGGGAAGGUGUUCCGAGACGUCUAUCACCUCAAUCGACACAAGUUGUCCCACUCCGGGGAAAAGCCAUACGCGUGUCCUGUGUGCGGCCUGCGGUUCAAGCGCAAAGACAGGAUGUCGUACCAUGUGCGCUCUCACGAUGGAGCCGUGGGUAAACCGUACGUGUGUCAGAACUGCGGAAAAGGCUUCUCCAGGCCAGACCACCUUAAUGGACACAUCAAGCAGGUGCACACCACUGAGAGACCUCAUAAAUGUCAGAUUUGUAAUGCCUCCUUUGCAACACGAGAUCGUCUGAGGUCUCACCUGGCCUGCCACGAGGAUAAAAUCCCAUGCCAAGUGUGCGGCAAGUUCUUAAGGGCUGCUUAUAUGACAGAUCACCUGAAGAAACACAGCGAAGGACCUCACAACUACUGCAGCAUAUGCAAUAAAGGUUUUUCCACUGCGUCCUACCUAAAGGUACAUGUAAAAACACACCACGGCUCGUCCAUGCUCCCUUCUUCCACAGCUCACCAGUUCCUAGAGCCGCGUGACAACGGCCCGCAGAUGCACAACGGUGCCCCCUACCACUCAGGACGCCAAUGCGCAGUGGAAGACCUUUGCACCAGUCGCCGGAUUCUGAUGCCCUUUCCUGACACAGAGGGGUGUUUUCGGGGGUUUUCUGGGCCUGCAAUUCUCGCUCAACCAGGCCCUCCUGCCCUCGGUGUGCAGCCUGAGCUGUGGGAGCGGCACUGUGGCGGAGCACCAGGCCUCCCGUUGCACACACCUCUCGCAGACGGGCAGGAAAAUGCUGCGAAAUGCCCACAUCAGGAUGCUGAGGAGUCAGACUCUGCAUUCGGGGACCUUUCUAAUGGAACCGAGCUCAAACUGGAGCAUAAGGCUGAGGAAAAGGAGCUCGAAGUGACCUCGCUUAUCUUCAAUGGCGCAACGGACGGCACAGCAAACACACCGUGUGGCUCCAAACAGAAGACAGAUGUGGAGAAAAAGUUUGCGUGUGGCUUAUGCGGCCAGACCUUCCGCACUAAAUCCUACCUCAACAAGCACCAGCACCGAGUGCACAAGAAACCCAGCGGGACAGUGUCCAGUCUCGGAGAUCUGGGUUCUCCUUUUUCGCCACAGCAGAACAUGUCGCUGCUCGAGUCAUUUGGUUUCCAAAUAGUCCAGUCAGCCUUUGCGUCAUCACUAGUGGACUCUGAGGUAGGGAGCAAUGCUGUAGGCUUGGGGGACAAGUGAACACUGGCUCGUACGUGACGUCCACAGCUUUGAGGGGAACUGCAGUUCUACCUUUUAUCAUCAAUACCAUUGUAAACUGUUGUCUUUUUUUGUUGCUUAUUGUUACCCUUCAUUCAGUUGAUUUAAUGUUUUGACAUGCAUGUUUGCCAGAAAAUUUUCCAUUUUUGUUAACAUGAAGCAGCCAAGUAUUCAAAAUCAGAGUAUAUAUUAAUGAUUAUCACACAGAGCCUAUUUAACCCAAGUUGACCUCAUUCAGAUCAUUUUGUGUGGAUACAUGUGACAAAAACCCCAGGGCACAAACGACACUGGAUGCCCCAGGUUCUGAAAUAGUUAAGUUAAAGAAUGAUGACAAAUUUAAAUCUUGUUCCCAAAUUCAUAGUUCUUAACACUAUUUUCUUUUUUACUUUAAUUUGUAUUCGCCAGAUGGAUUGUACGGUGUCAUGCAAACCUCGUAUGAGUUUUGAAUAUUUAACAGGGACCAAUUUCAGGUAUGACUGUAAGAUAUUACCAGAGAUGAAGAGUAUAUUUUAUUAACUUAUUGAUUUUGGUGUCCCAUCUCCUUUAUUAAAUGGUUUAUAUAAAGUCAUUGGUAGACUUUAGAUCUGUGCUGUGCUAUUUUGUCUUUGAAUUAUGUGUUUUAGAGGAGGCCAGGAAGAGUGUGAAUGCAACUCUGUGCGUGCGUAACACACAUCAUGGUCUCUUAUUAAGAGAAUGUAAUGUAAUCAGAGGGCUUUUUAAGGUUUUUAAUAUAUCAGGACUUUUUUCUAUGUGCGUCCAAACAUUCCUGCUUAACUUAAGAAUUCCUAUUCAUGAUGUGUAUAUGUUGUUGACAUAUGAAAGAAAUAUGUAUAUACAAAUACUUCUAUAUGGCCGAUAUUAAGUUUGUUUAUUCUAUAUAAUGGGACUCUGUGUAUAUAACUUUCUGUGGCCAUUAUGGUUCAGUAGAAGCUUAAGUUUUGAGGCAGAGAGCCUAAGUUGUAUUCAUUUGGUUUAAGUAAAUUCGCUCUUGUAUCUUUUAUUACACUGUAGUGGUGUGUGUUCAUAUAAACAUUUUUUUUGUGGAAUGAAUAUGCCAAUAGUGUGUCAGAUUUAAAUUUCUGUUUUUUUUUCCCUUUUCUUUUUUUUUCUUUGUUUAUUUAAGUUUGAUCCUUCAGACUAACAAUGUAAGUACUUUGAGCAAAUGUGAUUGCGUAGUGGUUAUAAUAUCAAAAAUCAUUUAAAGAUAUAUGCCUGUGAGAGGCCUGCUUUAUGUUCGUACACUUAAGAAGUUAGAACUUGUAAGGGUUGUUUGUGGGGAAACUUUAAAGCUUAAACAUUGUAUGUAGAGCCCUACAUCAGCACAUUUCCCCCAUUAGACCAGAUUCUAAUUACACCACAUUGUGGAAGCGAAAAAACCUAGCUCUGAUGCAUUUCCACGUUGGAGUGAAAGUUUCAAAGUGAAGGUUUUAUGCGAGCAUGAUUUAGCAACUUAUUUUAUUUUUCAUGUAUUUAUUAUUAUUGUUUUUCAAAAUGUUCCAAAAAAUAUUUUCUACUUCAGCCCACAUUAGCUUGAAACUGUAUAUGAUUAUUAUUUUUUUUAUGUUAGCUCUGAAAUAUAUAUAUUUAAUUAAUUAAUUUAUGUUUGGAAAGCAUCCUUAUUAACCCCAAGUGUGAAGAGAGGAAGUAUGCAACUACCCAGGAUUCCCCUCAUGACAGCAUUAUUUGACACUUCUAGCUGACUCACAUAAUCCUCCCACCUCACUUUCUGAAAUGAAUCACCCCAGCACUCUUAAUCUGUGUUCUGUUUAACCCUUUAUUUAUGUAAAAGAUUGACGUGGCCAUUUGGGAAGGUCCUGUGAUUAAAAUACUGAUAUGCCGUCUUUUAUGUUUAAGUGGCACAUUGUAUCACUGGAAGUGUGUGUUUUUUGUUGUUGUUGUUGUUUGUUUUAUUUGCAUUUUGCUUAUGUUUUCAUAUAACCAUAUGUUGCAAAGUGCCUUCCCAGUACUGAUUGUGAAUGGGUAGGAAAAUCUGUCAUUAAUAGGACCAUCUUAUGAAUAACCGUGUACAUAAAGUAAUUUGCAUUGACACUUUUGUAUAAGGACAUGCACAUAGAAAGGAAAAUGUACAUUUGUAUGUAUGUUUGUUAUUCUAUCUUUGUUCUCUGACAAAAAGUUUCUUUGCAAUUUCAGUCAAGAAUUUCAUUGAUUUUUGGAUAUAGGCAUACUUUUCUAUUGAUGGUUUUUGUUUUUGUACACUGUUUUGUGUCUCUGUUUCUUUGCUACAGAGAUGAGUAUAAAAUAAAAUUGUAU
Molecule: messenger RNA, 4994 nt
Organism: Clarias gariepinus (North African catfish)
Lineage: Eukaryota; Metazoa; Chordata; Actinopteri; Siluriformes; Clariidae
Gene: patz1
Product: POZ/BTB and AT hook containing zinc finger 1
Exons: 6
Coding region: 540-2705 (721 amino acids)
Biological process (GO): negative regulation of transcription by RNA polymerase II; regulation of immune system process; regulation of cytokine production
Molecular function (GO): protein binding
Source: RefSeq, a predicted model, not a curated record